AUGUCUUCCCCUACGACAACGUUGAUGCCCUUUGCGCAGCUGCCGGCUUGCGCUCAGCAGUGCGGUGUCCUCUUCGAUGCCAACGGUGGCUGCGUUCCCCCAGCUGCCGCCGCCGCCGAUGAGGCGACCUACGAGAAAUGUUUCUGCAGCUUCGGUGCUCUGCAGCCGUGGAAGACAGCUGCAACCGGAGUCUGUGAGUAUGCCAGCUGUGAUGCCGCUGGUUUCAGCAGCAUCCAGGGAUGGUUUACCUCCAUGUGCAAUGCCGUCGAUGGAGGCGCUGCCCAAACAUCAUCAUCAAAAUCUUCUUCCAGCACGGGAGGCGCAUCAAAGGGCUCGUCUGGUGCCAACAACGGCAACGGUGGUGACUGGCUCUCCAACCACUGGAGAUGGGUGGUCAUGCUUGUCAUCCUCGUCGUUGCCAUCGCCGGCAUUUGGGUUGGUGCCUGCAUUUGGCGCCGCCGCUAUCUCAGGAGAAAGGACCGCAUGUACGAGCUUGGCAAGCACGCACACAAGGGCCCCAGCGGUAUCAUCGCCGGCUCCGGUGUCAAUGUUAACAAUGCUGGCCUCGCAUCCGGUCCCGGAUCUUUUAUGCCUGGCCCUCCUCCUGCCGUCUAUGAUGAGAAGCCGCCCAAGGAGAAGAAGAGAUGGAUCGUCAACCAGCGGACGUAA
This is a messenger RNA of Colletotrichum truncatum, 669 nucleotides long. RefSeq lists its product as uncharacterized. The record is from RefSeq and is a predicted model, not a curated record. Lineage: Eukaryota; Fungi; Ascomycota; Sordariomycetes; Glomerellales; Glomerellaceae.